Molecule: messenger RNA, 8560 nt
Organism: Brassica rapa (field mustard)
Lineage: Eukaryota; Viridiplantae; Streptophyta; Magnoliopsida; Brassicales; Brassicaceae
Product: beta-galactosidase 13
Biological process (GO): carbohydrate metabolic process
Molecular function (GO): hydrolase activity, hydrolyzing O-glycosyl compounds; carbohydrate binding
Source: RefSeq, a predicted model, not a curated record
GAUUAUAAAUUAACAUAAUAAAACUGGCCAAAAAUAAUAAUGUAUCUUAUAAAUAAAAAGAUGUUACUACCUAUAUAUAUAAUGUGUUGUUCACAUCACAUACGUGGAACUCACAGCUCAUUAGAUCUUUGGUUAAACCGAAGGAUACCUAGCUUAUUGAGAGUAUUUAAGUUAAGUCGGUUUCACUAAGAAGAUAGAGAUGGAUGGUUUUUUAUUCAGUCAGGAUGGUACAUGUUUAAAUUAGAUAAUGACACUGAAGUUCGUUUUCCACACUCAAGAAUACCGGCUCCAGUUUUUGGCCCGGAUACAAAGAGUUUGAAGGCUUAUUCAUGGAAGAUUGAAUGUCCUCUAAAUUUGAAACACCUUCUUUGGCAAAUCAUCUCAGGAUGUCUGCCAUUACGGAAUAAUCUCAAACAACGGGGCAUAAAGUGUGAUACAUAAUGUGCAAGGUGUGGGCAGAAGAAGAAACAAUAAAUCAUAUUUUGUUUGAAUUUCCACCGGCUAUUCAGGUAUGGGCUCUAUUUGGGAUUUCCACUAAUCAAGGAUGUUUUCAUAUGCAAUCAGUCUUUGCAAAUAUAGAUUAUUUAUUUUAGAGAAUUGAUCAUAUAUUGUAGAUCACCAUUUUGCUUGGAUUCUUUAAUUGGUAUAUUUGGAAGGGGUGAAACGAUAAAAUAUUUAAUGGUUUUGACAGAGACCCUAGAGAUACUUUACAGGUGGUGGAAACAGAAACAACUCUUUGGAGGGACGCGCAAUUGGAUAAAGGGAUCAUAGGAACUCAGAAUUCAACUCAUAAGAACGAAGAAACUUAUGUUAUUCCACGUAGGAUUGGGUGAUGGUGCUACAAAAAUGUUUCCUAGAAAAAUAAAGACUUAUUCUCAGGACAAGGCACUACAAGAAAACACGAAACAUUCUGACGGAAAUUCCGAUGGCGACAAAAUUUAUCGGAACUUUAUGACACAUUUCUGACCUAAUACCGACGAACUGUUUAUUUUCGCAUUCGUCGGUAUUUCGUCGGGAAUUUUCGACGAAAUACCGACGAACAUUACUUUAUCGGUAACUUUCGACGAAAUUCCCACCACUUUCCGAGGAAAGAAUAUAUCCGUUACGCAACAUUUUUAUGUGCUUUCUAUUUUUUAACUUUCGUCGGCAAUUCCUACGAAAUUCCGACAAAAGUAUAUAACCAUUACGCGAGUGUUUUUAAAGUUUUGUAUUUUAUAUUGUCGUCGGAAGUUCGUCGGAAAAUACCGACGGAAGAUUUUUAACCGUUUUAUUUCCGACGGAAUUCCGACGAAUAUUAUUACCGUUGACAGUUUCCGACGAAUUUCCGACGGUUUGAUGCUUUUCCGUCAGAAUUCUGUCGGUUCUGUCGGCAACUUUCCUUUACAAAUACGUGCUCUCCCUCAUUUCCCUCAUUCACAAUUCAUUCUCUCCUCAUUCUGUUUACUACAAUUCCAAAAAAAAAAAUCAUGUCUUCUGGAAAUUAUUAUCGUUCAUGGAUGGAUAAAACACAUUUGGAUCCAAACAACAACUUGCUUACCUAAGAAUACACAUAAGGCAUUGGAGAAGUCAUGAGGCUUGUUCAACGACAACCGGAAGCAAAUACCCGUAUGUUAAGAUGCCCUGCUCUUUCACCACUGCAGGCAGAAAUGGAAGCCUUAAUUUAGGCGAUGAAGUGUAUGAAUUUUUUUUGAAAAUUCAGUAUCAUAUUUGCAACAGAUUGUUCUUAGUUGGUGAAGAUGUUUUCGGAAAAUCAUAUUUUUCCACCAAAACCGCAAAAUAUUUUUUUCCCAAAAUCACAAAAUCAUUUUUCCUGUUAAAACCACAAAAUUAUUUUCUUUCCAAAACUACAAAAUCAUAUUUCCUUAAAAAUCCUCCAAUCACUUUUUUCCACAAAAAUUGCAAAAUAUUUUUUUUUUCUCGGAAAAGAUCUUGAUAACACAUUUUCCCACAAAAAAAAACACUUUCUGCCAAAAUCGUGAAAUCACAUUUUCCCGCCAUAGUCGUAAAAUCACUUUUUCGCAAAAAUAACGCAAUCACUUUCCCCACAAAAGCAAUUUUCCACCAAAAUCGUGAAAUCACAUUUUUUUGCCAAAAACCGCAAAAUAAAAAUUUCUCGCCAUCGUGGAAUAACAUUCCCCCUCCCCAAAACUGAAAAUCAUUUUUUCACCAAAACCUUAAAAUCACUUUUCCCACCAAAACUGAAAAUUACUUUUCCUACUAAAAUCGUGAAAUCAUACUUUCCACCAAAACCGAAGAAUCGUCUUUUCAAAAUAAAAUUCUAAAACUAUUUUCCCGCAAAAUCCCCCCCCCCAAAGUUGUUAAAUAAUAUUUUUUCACCAGAACUGGAAAAUUGCAUUUUCUCGCAAAAUUACAUCAGUUUGCAUUUAUUUUAAAUAUAACCAGAGUAUGAUGAAGAUCCAAAUAUAGUUAAAUAUAAAUCAUGUUUAUUUUAGUCUUUUUAUUAACUAGUGCAUUUGGAUGUUAAUAGAAAUUCAGAAAAUAAAAAUUAAACAAACACAGUUUCAUCGAGAUGCUUCACAUGGAUGCACUAUCCAAAAUACAAAUGAACAACAUCCAUAUAUGACAUAUGAAUAAGACAUAUAAAUGAAUCAUCUUAAUGCAUCUUCCAGAUGUACAAACGAAGAAUAUCUAACACAAACAUCAUCGGCGUUUACUCUUACAUAGAAAUAAGAGAUUGAGCAAAUCAAAUUAUAUAAUCAAAAGCCAAUGUCAGGAGAGUAUCUUGCAACUGAGUAUCUUGCAACAAAUUUUUUUUUUUUAAUAAAACAAAUUUAAUUUAGUAUACAACAAAAUCUAUAGAAAGAGACCGUACAUACAUUUCAAUCAGCAAAAACAUUGCAUGUUACACUCUGGAUCUGAUAACAAUACAUUUCGUCACUGAAAACACUUUGUCAAGGAGUGACCACAACACUAAAGAAGAUUCUAGUCAUAACCGAAUCGAUAUCACUACAUGAAACAUGUAAUGAGCUGCGAAAGGAAGGCCACAGAGAGCGUUAACACAUUCCAACGAUUAGUUCAUAAGCAAAUCCAACAGUUACGUCAGCAAGAAGUUGUCCAGUACUACUUCAAAAACUGAAAACUACCAUGGCCUAAUCGCCAGAGACUGAAUCAUUUAAUGCUCAUCCCACUCAAUGUAAACCUUAUUAGGUUUUUCACUGAAAACAUUUUCUUAAGGAGUGACCGAGACAAUAAAAAUAUUCAGUACAUCAGAAAAUCUACAUAAUCACAUGAAACAUGCAAUUAGCUGCCAAAAAAAGGCCACAAAGAGGGUUAAUAUAUUCCAAUUUUUAGUUCUUAAGCAAAUACAAACAUUAGCAGAGUUUAUAGCUUGGACCUAAUACUACUUUGAUGUUAACCUAAACUCGACCAUUUUAUACGUUGUUCACCACUUCAAAAACUGCAAAUGACCAUGACUUAAUGUUCAAAGUAAUAAAAGACUGAAUCUUUCAGUCCCCACUCCCACUCAAUGUAUCUGGAAACCCCAGCAAAGGCCAAUUCAAAAGCCGUUUCCACUCAAAUUUCAUGUAGCUGAACCCUAAGGUCAAGUAAGUUGGUACCCGUAAAUGUCUUCGCCAAUUUGUAAUAGCUUCUCGAAGAAAGAGCCACCAAAAGAUCCCACAUUGGCAAUCGAACCCGGUUGAAGGACCUGUUUCCUGCAUGUUAUGCAACUUUGGCCGUUUCUACUGCAUCGUCGUCUGCAGCGACUGACUUAUAACCGUCACCGGCACGUUCUUCAUUGUCACCUCGAAUUCACUUGAUGGGUUUUGAAGGACAAGUGAGAUCAUAGGAGAAGAGAUGGAAGGAUAUCCAACAAAGGAGAUAUGGCAUAGAAUAAGAAGCUGGUUUUGAUUGAACAAACUUGGUGAGAUACAAUAGUCCUUGUAGUUUCAAUAAACAUGUGAGUCAUUUUUUGUUUUGAAAAAUGGCAAUCGAAUAAGAUACCAUACAUGUUAUUAUGAGUACAAAGGGCAUAAUGGAUUUUUAGAGUGGUGAAAAAGUAAAAUAACCCUAUUUAAACUUAUUGGUACCGUUCUAAAAUUAAAGUUUGUCCAAUUUGUAAGUUUUCACAAGAUGCUCACAUGCAAGGACAAACACCUAGUACUCAAUAUAUACUUUAUGUAAGUGGCAUGCUAAUAGUCAAUAUAUCAUUGGUAAACCAAAUACGUAAAUUUUUGUCAUCUCUUUACGUUUUUUUUUUAUUUUCUCUUUUCCAUUUUAACAUCAAGAAAGACCAAGUGUUAAAAGAACAUCAAGAAAGCCCUAGCUUUGACAAUCUUAUUCUUUAUGAUCUUUGAUCGGCACUAGUGAAGCAACGAUUUUAAUCUAGAAGAUAACAAACAAAAUUUGUCAACUAGUUAAACAAACUUGUGUUAGAUGUCUCAUGGACUGAAUCCACAUUUCCGUAAGGUUUUGGUAGGUUUAAGAAGAUCCAAAAGUACUGUAUAUAAUGAACGCUGACAUUCUGUCAUUCUCUCAACGCAUUCAUCAGCUCAGACUAAAAAAAAGUUGACGGUGAGAGCCUUUUUUUUUACUGAAAGAAGUUGUGUGCAUACCCGCCAAAUGAGGCCCUUCAAACAAAAACCUUAAAAUUAGAAAACUCAACGAAACAAAGAAAAUAAAAUUGGAGGAGAAAAGAAGGAAAGUUAUUCAAAGUGUUAUUGAAACGGUAGAUUCAGAUUGAGACGCGUGAAUUUCUCUCAAACCUUAUGUUCUUUGCGAAACAUUCUCUUAUUUCAUUGUUCAUUCAGAGCCUAUUUUCUUAGCUAUCCUUGUUUUUAUUCCUCGUUUUAAUAUUCUAAAAGAAAAGAAGAAAAAAAAAAAAAAGAAGAUAUUCAAAUGAGAAUACAUUCCUCUAAUCAUCCAUGGUUCUUACUAGCCAUCCUCGUGGUUCUCCUCUCUUUCUCUGGAGCUCUCUCAAGCACACACAAAGAGAAGACAACCUCAAAGAAUCCGAAGAAAGAAGUAACUUAUGAUGGAACGUCUUUAAUAAUCAAUGGAAAGAGAGAGUUACUUUACUCUGGCUCCAUACAUUACCCUCGUAGCACUCCUGAUAUGUGGCCGAAGAUCAUCAAGAGAGCAAAACAAGGCGGUUUGAAUACGAUUCAGACAUAUGUUUUUUGGAAUGUUCAUGAGCCUGUGCAGGGGAAGUUCAAUUUUUCGGGUAGAGCCGAUUUAGUGAAGUUCAUUAAACUGAUCGAGAAGAAUGGUAUGUAUGUAACGUUGAGGCCUGGACCUUUUAUUCAGGCUGAAUGGAAUCAUGGAGGACUUCCUUACUGGCUAAGAGAAGUUCCCGGGAUCUUCUUCCGUACCGACAACAAACCAUUCAAGGAACAUACAGAGAGGUAUGUGAAGGUGAUACUUGAUAAGAUGAAGGAAGAGAAGCUUUUUGCUUCACAAGGAGGCCCCAUUAUUUUAGGACAGAUAGAGAAUGAAUAUAGCGCGGUUGAACGUGCAUAUAAAGAAGAUGGAGUAAACUACAUUAAGUGGGCAGCUAAAUUAGUAGAUUCUAUGAAUUUGGGGAUCCCAUGGGUUAUGUGUAAGCAUAAUAGUGCUCCUGAUCCUAUGAUCAAUGCUUGCAAUGGAAGACAUUGUGGUGAUACAUUCCCUGGUCCCAACAAAAAGAAUAAGCCAUCUUUGUGGACAGAGAAUUGGACUACUCAGUUUCGAGUUUUUGGCGAUCCGCCAGCUCACAGAUCUGUAGAAGACAUCGCCUAUUCUGUUGCUCGGUUCUUUUCCAAGAACGGAAGCCAUGUUAACUACUACAUGUAUCAUGGAGGUACUAACUUUGGAAGAACCUCUGCACAUUAUGUAACCACUCGUUACUAUGAUGAUGCACCUCUUGAUGAAUUCGGAUUGGAAAGGGAGCCUAAGUACGGUCAUCUAAAACUUCUUCACAAUGCGCUCAACUUAUGCAAGAAGGCACUUCUAUGGGGCCAUUCCCGAACUGAGAAGCCUGGCAAAGACACAGAGAUACGGUACUACGAGCAGCCUGGAACGAAAGUUUGUGCGGCGUUUCUAGCUAACAAUAACACAGAAGCUGCAGAAACAAUCAAAUUCAAGGGCAAGGAACAUGUUAUACCGCCUCGCUCCAUCAGUAUUCUCCCGGACUGCAAAACUGUUGUUUACAGCACAGCGGAGGUCAUCUCUCAGCACACUUCUAGGAACUAUGUGAAGUCGAAGAAGGCUAAUAAGAAGUUUGAUUUCAAGGUGUUCACCGAGACAGUUCCUGGUGAGCUUAAAGGUGAAUCUUUUAUCCCCGUUGAGCUCUAUGGCUUGACGGAAGACGUGACUGAUUACGGAUGGUACACAACAAACUUCAAGAUAGAUGACAAUGACCUUAAGAAGAAAGGAGGUAAGACUACUUUGAGAAUUGCAAGUCUUGGACACGCGUUGCAUGUCUGGCUCAAUGGAGAAUACCUUGGAAACGGACAUGGUAGCCAUGAAGAGAAGAGUUUUGUUUUUCAGAAGCAGGUUUCUCUAAAAGAAGGAGAAAACCACCUAACUAUGUUAGGCGUUUUAACAGGAUUUCCGGACAGUGGAUCUUAUUUGGAGCAUAGAUACACAGGUCCGCGUAGUGUUUCCAUCUUAGGCCUCAGCUCUGGACCACUUGAUCUCACCGAGAAAAACAAAUGGGGAAACAAGGUGGGUAUGGAAGGCGAAAAGCUCGGUAUCCACGCCGAGAAAGGGUUAAAGAAGGUUAAAUGGCAGAAAUUCUCAGGAAAAGCACCAGGGCUUACAUGGUAUCAGACACGCUUUGAUGCGCCAGAGAGCAAAAACUCAGUAGCAAUUAGGAUGAAUGGAAUGGGGAAAGGUUUGAUUUGGGUGAAUGGAGAAGGUGUUGGUAGAUAUUGGAUGUCGUUUUUAUCGCCUUUAAAAAAUCCUACGCAAGUAGAGUAUCAUAUACCUAGGUCUUUCUUGAAGCCCAAGAAAAAUCUUCUGGUUAUAUUUGAGGAAGAACCAAAUGUGAAACCAGAGCUUAUCGACUUUGUCAUCAUCAACAGAGACACUGUGUGUUCUUACAUCGGAGAAAACUACACUCCUAGUGUACGACACUGGACCAAGAAAAAUGACAAAGUCCAAGCCAUCGCUGAUGAUGUUUUUCUCACGGCUAAUCUCAAGUGUUCCGGUACUAAGAAGAUUGCCGCUGUAGAAUUUGCUAGCUUCGGAAACCCAACUGGGACUUGUGGAAAUUUCACCCUUGGAUCUUGUAAUGCUCCUGCCUCUAAGCAAGUCAUCGAGAAGUAUUGUUUGGGUAAAUCGGAGUGUGACAUUCCGGUGAACAAGAGCACAUUCCAGCAAGAUAAAAAGGAUUCAUGCCCCAAAGUCGUGAAGAUGCUUGCGGUGCAAGUCAAGUGCGGUCGCACCAAUAAGAACUAAGAAUCAGGAAUAUAAUUCUUUUAUUUGCUUUGAACGGUUUUAUACUUUUGACUAGUCGAUACAAAACUUAUGUGUCAAUUGUUCUUCCAUUUUUGAAUUUAUUAAUUACAAUGCCUAUCUACGGAUUACAGUUUUGAUUUGAAAUACUGAUUGAUUAAAUACUUUGUCCAAGGGAUUUAGUUUUGCUUCCUAACUUAUCUAUUCAGUUUUUGCGUAAGAUGGUUUUUGUUAUUUAUCUAAGUAUACAUAAUACUGUAUGUUUAUACACCGACCUUAAGAUGAGUACAUCCAAGUUUACUUGCAAUCAGAUCCUUCUAUUAGUACUUCCUAGGAUUUAUAAGAAGUUCACAUGUCAAACAUGUUUGUGUGCGUCUUAUAUGCUCAUCAGGUUAAGAAACAUUUACCUUGUACUCAAGUGGUGCAUCAUUUGUUAUUUUCGAAUAUAUCAUGAGCUUUCAACUUAAAACCAAUUGAUGGUUAACGGAUUGGUAGAAGUUAUUUAUAUACUAUUUCAUUAAAAUUUUCAAUGUGAAAACUUAUAUUAUUACACAUUCUUUAGAGAUUGGCUGAUACGAAGGAGAUGAUUGAAAGAUUGGCUUUGUUGAUCACUUUGACUAGGCCUGGGCAAAUAAACCGAAUCCGAUAACCCGAACCGAAUCCGAUCCGAUAAAAAUGAAUCCGAACCGAUCCGAACCCGAUGUAAAUACCGAAUGGAUCUUGUUUUGUGGUAUUUUGGGUUAUGGGUAUUAUCCGAACCGAACCCGAAUCUAAAUGGAUAUCCGAUAGAACCCGAAACAUUUAAAACCUCGAAAAGAUCUUAUACCAAACAUGAUCUCAAUUCCUAAUAUGUAUCCAAAAUACACUAAGAAAUAUUGAACAUCUAAAAUACUUAUCUAUUACAUGAAGGUUGGUGGUUCUAUUACAUGAAUGUUGGUGGUUCUAUUGCAUGAAGGUUGAUGGUUGAAGUUGGCCGUUGAAUCUUUAAGUAUUUAGAUUUAGAUUUUGUUUUCGUUAAACAAUGUUUCUCAUUUCAUGAGAACUUGGUUUUCGUUUUAUGCUUUUAUUUAUUUGGUUUUCUUUUUAUCAGUAAAUAUGUUUACUUUUCGUUUGAUUUUGAAUGAUCAAGGUUGAUGUUCCUUAUUUUUGAAUCGAUUUUACUUAA